Actinia tenebrosa (Australian red waratah sea anemone) is the source of this 1221-nucleotide messenger RNA. RefSeq lists its product as uncharacterized. Lineage: Eukaryota; Metazoa; Cnidaria; Anthozoa; Actiniaria; Actiniidae. The record is from RefSeq and is a predicted model, not a curated record.
GUAAAGUAAAAUAGGAUUUUGACUAAAGACGUUCCGAAAGGUAAAGAUUAUCACGAUGCGAAGAGCUGUUGUUUUAGGGUUGGCAUUGCUAACCUUAUUGAUCGUGACCGUGAGUGGCAUGCAGAGUAAUAUAGAAUUUACUAAGCGAUGUAUUGAGCAAUAUAAAUCCGUAUUGGCGCAUUAUAACGACGAAAAAGGGACUUGUACAAGAUUACAGAUAUUCAUGGAUUGUUUGUCGAAUAAGCCGGACGAACGAGGUCAGCUUCUCGACGCUAUGCGCUAUUUCUUUACUCAACAAGCAAUCUUUGUAUCAAAACUUAACUACUGUCCAAAGAUAGACUACAAGACCAUCAAGGCUAUCGCAAGUCAUACAGACUUUGCAAAGAAUCAUAAUUAUCUGGACAGCAUAGGUGACGAGGAGGCUUGGGAUACCUGUGCUAUUGAUGUCCACAAGUACUGUGUCAAGAAAUACGUCACACUAUUCGCUAAAGAGCGCAAGAUCUGUGAUGACGUCAAUUCUUGGAUCGAUUGCUAUUCUGAAGAGGCAAGAAACAUCGGUUGUGACGCAGAAAUCCUAACGCAUUUCUCCAAAAUGCUCAGCAUUGUUGGCAAACUUGUGAUACGAGAAAUUCGACGAUUCGCUGGAAUGGAGUGCGUAAAAAUGGAACUUUAACGACCUUAAUGAUCAGAAAUAAUCAAGACAUACAUAGAACUAUCUAGGGUUAUGGGUUAUAUUGUAUUUGAGUUGGUUUUUCUCCAAGAAAAAUUUGCUUCACGAAACACAAUUCGCAUCUUCAAUAUUGUACGUCCAUUGGCUUCUUAGUCAGCCAUUUUAAAAAUUACCCAAAGCUCUACAAUCCCGCCUUAUAGGUGUCUUAAAACAUUUUACAAAGGCUUCCUAUUGCUUGUUUUUGAUCGAUAGUAUUGUGAAAACAAAGAAAUUCCGGAAAUGGUCUAUGAGUUAAUGCAUUACUACGGGUAUCCCGCAAUUGUUUUUGAAUUUUGAAUAUCACGACAAGCAAGGAAAGGAAGAUGGCGAUUUGGUACCCUGUGUGCUUGAUUUGAUGAUGCACUUUGUUUAAUGUAUCUAAUGGGGACAACAUUGUACAUCAAGAGGAAAUGUUUUUCAAUAAUGAGCAAUAAUGGCAAAAAGCGCCAAAAACUAGACUUUCGUAUGAGUUUUGAUCCCAAUUUUCGUUUUGGGUCAACACUCAAAACCUU